Molecule: messenger RNA, 1581 nt
Organism: Letharia columbiana
Lineage: Eukaryota; Fungi; Ascomycota; Lecanoromycetes; Lecanorales; Parmeliaceae
Exons: 4
Coding region: 1-1581 (526 amino acids)
Biological process (GO): transmembrane transport; carbohydrate transport
Cellular component (GO): membrane
Molecular function (GO): carbohydrate:proton symporter activity
Source: RefSeq, a predicted model, not a curated record
AUGCAUAUGCCAAAAAUAUACAAUGUCUACUUCCUGGCCAUCAUCGCCACGGUUGGCGGCAUGCUCUUCGGUUUCGACAUCUCCUCCAUCUCCGCCAUCAUUGGAACGAAGCAAUAUGUGGCUUACUUCAACAAUCCUUCCGGUACUACUCAAGGUGGCAUUGGUGCUGCCCUUGCUGGCGGCUCAGUGAUUGGUGCCAUAAUGGCAGGUCCCGUAUCCAAUCGCAUCGGACGGCGUGACGCCAUCGCUUUUGCCUGUUUUUGGUGGCUGCUCGGGACCGCUAUACAAGCGGGCUGUAACGGUAUUGGCAUGCUGGUUGCCGGUCGCUUCAUAAAUGGUAUCUGCGUUGGUAUCACGUCUUCGCAGGUCCCAGUGUAUCUGGUCGAGAUCACGAAGAAAGAGAGGAGAGGCUCUAUUGUUGUCAUUCAACAGUGGGCCAUUGAGUGGGGUAUCUUUAUAAUGUAUUUUGCUGGAUACGGCUGCUCAUUCAUCGCUGGGACGAACUCGUUCAGGACUGCUUGGGCUAUUCAAUUCAUCCCAUGUGUCUUUCUUCUAGCUGGUCUUCCGUUUCUACCGAGAUCUCCACGCUGGCUUGCAAAGGUUGGACGCCUUGAUGAGGCCAUCGAGAUCCUUGCCCGCAUUCAAGCUGGCGGGAAUGUGAAUGAUCCGCUUGUAGUGGCUGAGUGGGAAGAAAUCACCACCAUCCUAGCGGCUGAGCGAGCUGGUCAACAAGGCUGGCGCCGAUUCUUCAAAAACGGCAUGUGGAAGCGUACCUUUGCAGGAAUGUCUGUGCAAGCCUGGCAACAACUUUCCGGUGCAAACGUUAUGACCUACUAUGUAGUUUAUAUCUUCGACAUGGCCGGCCUAACGGGAAACAUCGGACUCAUCUCCUCCGGGAUCCAAUACGCCGUCUUCAUCCUCGGGACAGCGGCCACAUUCUUCUUCAUCGAUGUGACCGGCCGUAGGCCCCUCCUUAUUUACGGGGCCGUUGGUAUGGGUAUCUGUAUGUUUGUGGUUGGUGGUGUACUGGGCUCUUAUGGCACCCCGCUUCCGAACGGUCUCAGUGGGAAUCUCAGCGUCAAGGUCCAGGUGACUGGCCCACCUGCAAACACCGUCAUCGCUUUCUGCUAUCUACUGGUGCUUACGUAUUCCAUUACCUUGGCGCCUAUCGCCUGGGUCUACGCCGCCGAAGUAUGGUCCCUCGAAACCCGUGCCACAGGCAUGGCCCUCGCCUCCAUUGCCAAUUGGCUCUUCAACUUCGCCAUCGGCUUCUUCAUCCCGCCCGCCUUUGAGAACAUCUCUUGGAAACUCUUCAUCAUAUUCGGCGUACUGUGCUUUGGCGCCGCGGUGCAGGCGUUCUUCACCUAUCCGGAGACGGCGGGCAAGACGAUUGAGGAGAUCGAGAUGUUGUUCAGCAAAGGGGCGAUCAAGCCGUGGAAGACAAAGCCAGGGAACAGUCUGUUGGACGCGAAGAUUGAGGCGGUCAAGGCGCAGCACAAGGGUAUCGGGGAUGUGGCCGGUGAGAAGACUGGGGUGACGCAACAGGAGUUUACGCAGGAGGUGCGGGAUAAGAUUGCUUGA